Aspergillus homomorphus CBS 101889 is the source of this 770-nucleotide messenger RNA. RefSeq names its product Tim17/Tim22/Tim23/Pmp24 family protein. The transcript is spliced from 4 exons. Bases 43 to 636 code for a protein of 197 amino acids. The record is from RefSeq and is a predicted model, not a curated record. Lineage: Eukaryota; Fungi; Ascomycota; Eurotiomycetes; Eurotiales; Aspergillaceae. Gene Ontology annotation, biological process: mitochondrial respiratory chain complex I assembly.
AGGCACAGCCCAUCACACACCACCUCAUAUCCCACCGCCACCAUGGCCCCUCACUCCGACGACCACGAUUACCACCCCAAGGAUGCGAUCAGGGCAUCCUUGAGUACCACCAUGCUCACUGGUGGAGUGGGUCUCUUCGCUUCUGCUGUUCAGAAUACCUUGACUAGAAAGAACGUCGGACCCUGGGGUGUGUUCACGAGGACUGGCGGCACAAUCGGUGUUUUCGCCGCCAUGGGAGGCACCUAUGAGUUCGUGAAGACCGCUUCCGCCAACCUUCGUCAAAAGGAAGACCACUACAACGUUGCCCUGGGAGGUUUCUUCUCCGGUGCUGUUCUGGGACUUAAGUUCCGCACCUUCCCCGCCGUCCUGGGCUACGGUGUCGGCCUCGCCGUCACCCUCGGCGCUUUCGAAUACACCGGUGGAUCGUUCUUCGGCCAGAGGCGGGACCCCAAUGUCGACGAGUUCGAGCGUCGGGAGAAGAUCAGAACGGCAUACCGAACCUCCGGGGAGGAGACCUUGGCUCAGCUGGGUGAAGGGCGCGGUAUCAAAGGCCCUGGAUAUGCCGAGAGACGGCGGGACAGAAUCAAGGAGGCAUACGGUAUCGAGAUUCCCACAUCCUCCGCUCCUGCAUCAUAGAAACGGUUUCGUUGAACAUUUCCCGCGCAGUCUUUCCAUUCCCGGUUCUUUUGUUGUGUAAAAUUAUUGCGUUACCCAGAUGCCGUUCAGCUAGCAGAUUUGGCACAUCCACCAAUGCACCUUUUUCCUAUCCG